AUGGCGGGGAAGGGCAACGGCAGCAGCUGCUGCGCCUUCUGCGAGCGCUCCAACCAGCCGUCCAUAUGCGCCGGCUGCGUCAAUUACAGGUCUUGGCGUUGUUUUCCCUUUCUGGCUGAUUCCUAUGUUCUCGCUUCACCACUCUACAGGUGGAAUCAUGAGCCUUUUUUUGAUGUUUUCUCGUAAAUUUCGCGUUCACCAGGCUGAAUGUUUCCGGUACGUCAUUGAAGUCGUCCAAGAGCACGCGAGAUUCCCUGUAUGCGAGGCUCAACGCUGUGCUAAUAGCGAAGGUGCCCUUUUAACUUUUUUUGGAACCCUAUGGAAGGUCUAGAAUUAUGUUCUCAGCGUUGGUCUUAUAUUUUAUGUACCGUAUAUUGUUGUAUCGUCACUUGCCCCAUGUCAGUCUUCAUUCCGCGUCGCUACACAUCAAGUGAAAAAAUUAUGCUGAAAAUUCUAUUGAGAAUGAGAUUUCUGAGCAUGUAUAUCUAAACUCCUUGAACAAGUCAAAUGAGCUUCUUCUGGUUGGCAUAUUAUAUGGAGCUCUUUUGACGUCAACCCUCACAGAGGGUCAUCACUUUUUAACCUUAGUGAAGGUAGUUUGAUUUUUUCAAGGUCUGCGGAAACAACAUCACUGUCAUAUACCUUCAAUAAGGCUACCUUACAUGGAACGGAAAACCAAGCAAGUUAUCUGUAGACUGCUUGUAGGAGGUGAAGAUCACGAGAAUUCUGUCACUAGAUGGAAUAAGUCGAAAUCGGAUCGUGUUAAGUAAAGUAAAAAAUGUAGUGCGUUGGCAAUAAUUGUAAACAUGUAUUAACUAAGUCAGCGUGGAUAACAGAUAGUAUCUUUAGUUAGAUAAAAAAGCAGUAAGUUUCUAAGAAGUGAUGCCAAUGUAGCUGAGGAACGGGGAAAGUGAUCAAUAAUUGCACAGUAAUAAUAGGCAGCAACUGAUUAAUUGUGGAAGAGUGGCCGGGAAAAAUCACUUCUUCCCUCGUCCAAUCCCAUAUCAUAAUCCCAAAUGUCUGAACACUGAUAAUGACAUUCCAAGACAUAAAACCAGGUUCUGUUGUCUUCAGAAUUACGAUACAGCACAGAUGGUCUAGAUCUCCCUGCAUGACAUCGUGUUUGGCUUGAAACAAUCUAGACUCAUUGUAAUGAAAUAGAAAAUGUCUCUGCUACUUGCUGUCCCAUUUCUAUCACAUACCUUAGAGCACAUUUGCGGUUGAAAGUUGCAAUCCUGUACUCACCGGAUGAAUUUCUCCUUGAUCUUAUAGCAUACUUGCAAUUUCUGAAAAUACAUACUGGCAGAAAAUAACAUGAUACAGUAUCAAAGGGGCCAUUUUAAAAGCUCGUAAAUGCAUAUUAUGUCUUUGACGAUCUUUGAAUUAUAGUGGAUAUUAAUUAAUUAAAGUUGAAUCAUUCCGAUUGUCUUCCAAUAGUUAUAUGAUAAUUCUUGUGUUCAUUACAAAGCUAUGAACUGUAUGCAUCAGUUGAGUAGAAGGAUAUCAGCUGGCCGCAUAGGUGAUUAAUAUUUCAAGAGAGCCAUGGCCAUUAAUUGACGCCAACUGUUGUCAAUCUACUGUCCCCCAGAGUUUUUCCAUUCAAUGUUCGACUGAAUGCAUUCUUGUAUAUGAAUAAACACGGAUAACAUAUAUUUUUCUGGUUUUGUCAGUACAGAACUGAAGAUCAACAUCUGCUCUAUACUUAUGACAACGAGAUCUCUUUUAUAUUGAAGGUUCAUUUUAUAUGAAACCUCAGAAUAUCAGUUGGCACUAUUACUGGUCGAAAUUGGUUGAUUCUUCUUUCCAAGGAUUCAUACAAAAGCUAACACUGAAAAAAUGCUAAGAAAAUUUGGAAGUGUGCUCUAAUUUUUUUUAGUCUACGGGAGGACCUAAGGAUAUGGGCUAAAAUGUCAGUGAUCAGAAAUUGAGGCCCAAUAUUUUCCUUUUUGUUGUCAAUAUCAGAUUUGUGAGAUAUUGAUAGAAAAAAAUGUCUCCUACCUCCCUCCCCCACCCACCUCCAAGGAGAGAAAUCGUAGUAUUACCUGCUGUAGACACCAUUUUUUGUCAAUACUUCUAGUUGGUAUUGGGCCCAUUACAUUUCAUUACAGCUUGCCCAAGUUUUCUUGGGUCAGUGUUAGGAGACAUUACCAGAGAAGACUUCUGAUUUAUUAACCAGUUAAUGCUUUGACAUUCCUCUCGUAUUCACUCCCUGUACAACUUCUACAAUUUAUAAUGGUAAUUUCUUCUUCAUCCAGAAUAAGGCAUCUGAGCAGAUAAGUUGGAGAGUAUCCCAAAAUGUGAAACUUACGCGUUUGAAGGAGAGACUACAUCAUUUAGAGAAGAAGCUUGCACAAGGUCCAUUCCAUAGUUAUAAUGUACACCUUAUUUCGAGGCUUUGUUUUUCUUGUUGUUCGUGACUUGUUAGGGUUUCCUAUUGAACUAUGUUUGUUUUCCUUCAGGCAAGACCUUGGUGACUAAAGCAACAAAUGAUCUAAGGUCCAGGGAAAAAUUGGUGGAAUCAGCCUUCUCUAUGGUAAGUGUUUUUUCUGUCUUGCUCUUCAUUUUUAAUUAAUUUAUUUUUUAUACAUUUUUUUAUCCAUGCUACAAUUUCCCCAGUUAAAUAGGAGCCGUUCAGAGCUGCUGGAAAAGUCCUCUAACCUUAUCUGCACCCAGAGUUUGUGGCAUGUGAGUUCUUUUUCUUGUUGUUUCCUUUUUUAUGUUUGAUCAUCCUUUAAACGUUUCAAUUCUUAUAAAAUGUCUUUCAUAAUGUAGGGAAAAUCAAGUAUUGAAUGAUUUUAUUGGGAGUCUCAUUCUUGUCUCCAGUUUCUCCGAGUAUCAUUAAAUUUGCUGCUGUUUUAUAAUAGUCACGAUACACCGUCCAAAGCAGAUGUAGUUCGAAUGUGAACAAACUUCUUUUUAACUUUGUUCUAAUAUAACCCCCAAGCAGUGGCUACAGAUGAAUUUUUUGAAGUAUGAUACUAGUGGUUCGAUGAUCAUAUCAAGUUCUUGGAAUUUGAAUGUCUCUAACAGACAGAUGAUGCGUGAAUUAUCUCACCUGAUGUUUGAUUCUGUUUAUCUUGUAGUGUCUCAAUAGUGAAACUAUGUUGUUGGAUUGUAGCCGCAUUGUAGCAACUUGGAUCGCCUUCACUUGACAUACUUUUGAGCUGAAAAAAAAUGUUUAAACUAUUUUAAUAACCCAAAAGGCUUUGUCAUAUAAGCUCGUUAAACCAAUUAGAUCUUGAAGUAACACGUAGCAAGCAUUGACACCUAAAGAAAACAGGUUGACGCCUAUGAGAGUAAAAUUUGAAGAUAUUAACACCUAAAGUUCAGGAGCCAACAUUUGAGCAUUUAGUUCUCAAUUUUUCACUGAUGUCGACCCUAGUACCUGUCAAAGAUGAUCCCCAUCACUUUACCUCUAUGUUUUUCAACAGAUUUCAAGUCAACACCUAGAAGUAAAAUAGAAAGUCAAGUCGAUAAGCGUCAGCAACUAUAGUUCAGGGGUUUCUACUUGCAAAUCUGUCAAAAUCCAGUGCACAAGUGUCAACAUAUGAAAACUUGAGUUGACGACACUUAAUACUUAACAUUGUACCCAUUACGCUCGAGUGUUUGCACCUGUUAUAAAUAAUAGUUCACACUGAAAAGGCUAUCCAAUAUCUUUCUUCAAAAACAUUCAGGAAAGAUUUAAAAACAAGCCAUUAAAAAGCUUUUAGCAAAUAAUUUCCCUUCCCAAGCUAUGGAAAGCUCGUCAUGUGAGGAUCAUCUGACGUUUUCAAGGUCGAGGACUUAGAAGCUCAGUCUUUCUAACUCAGAAGUACUCAAUUGUUCUUUUAAAGAUCCAAGUGAGGCUCCAAGCUCGUCACUGUUGUUCAUUAAUAUCUUUAGGUUUUUAUUCAGUAUUAAAAUGUAUUUUAUAUUAUGUUUGAACGAGCUAGUUAUUGAGCAAAACCACAAGCUGUAAAAUGUUUACUCGGUACCUUUUGGGAAGGUCAUAUGUAAUAGUUUAAAGAUAAUUUGGUUAAUAUCUAAUGACAGGCUUCUAAAGUUGAGUAGGAUUUGGAUCUAAUUGGACUAGCAUUGGUAUCUCAUGCUUGUUUUAUUCUGUAACAUUUUUAUUUCUCAUCAAAUUUGUAUAAUGAUACCGAUCACACUUUUUCUUAUUUUGUCCCACUUAAAGAUUGACACGUGCCUUCAUGGGCUACUUCUUUGUAAAUAUUAGUUCUUUUUAAACUUUAUUCGAAAUUAUUAGAUCACAUCCCGUUUGCUGCUGGAUGCAGCAAACCUUUUUCAUCAGAUUAGUGUAAAAGCUAAGCUUAAAGACAUGGAAGAAAUUAAGACAAUACCUCCAGCGAUAAAUCCUUUGCUAGCAUUUUUCUUCUCCUAUGUUCCCAUGUGGAUGGGUAAAUAACUCGAUAACUGCUAUCCAGCUUUAUGUUUCUCCUCUUUGAAAUGCAAGGAUUUGUCUUUUUUAGAGUGGUGUAACCAAUAGAAAAUAUCGAAAAGAAGAAUUCAUCUAUCACACCAGAAUAAGGAAUUGCAUGAAAGUAUUACUCGAAUUUUGCCUCUUUGACACUCAAAUCAGAGUGAGAUCAUUGGAUGCAAUAUCUAUUUUUCCCUCUACCUUUCUCAAGACUAUCUUUCAAUUAAUUAUGUUUGUUUCAGAUCUGACAAAGGGAUAUGCAUCUCAUUUGACUCCCACUUCUUUUUGUAGGUGCAUGCCUUACUAUGCUUUGUGUAUACUGAACUUUAUUAUUAUAUCACCAUACAAACUUGUUCUGGACAUUCAGGUUGAAAAAUGUCUAGGGUUCAUUGUUUUUCAAAAUUCAAUGGUCACCAAACGAGAGAUAUUUAUGUCAAAAAUUUCACCUAAAACCCUGAUCGUCCAUUUAGAUAUUGGAGGUCUCACAUUUCCUUUAAAAUUGAUACAGUCUAGUAUGGAAUUCUAUUAACUAGGAGUAAUCUAGGGAUGAGAUAUUAAUUAUUCAGUCUGGUGAACAUAUUUUAUGAUGUACAUUGUUUUUACUUUAGGGUAUUUUAUUUGGGAAGCAGAAUAAUGUGAUAGGACCAUUGGAAUGAUUGAAAAGAUGUCGUAUAUCUGUGUCUUGUUCAACUCUGUCGUAGAGUAGGUCAUGCAUAAGUUUUGUUCUUAUUAAUAAGGAAUUCUUUUGCAAUCGUUGGAAAUGGAAAUUCUCAUUCCAUGUCAUUUUAGUUAAGAGAUCUUUCUAUUUUUAUUUAUAAAAAUGUUCGGAAGUCAGAACACAAUCUAUUUUCAUGCAGAUGACCGUAACCUCUGAGCUCCUGCAUAAGCAGUCAGUUGUUAUGAAACAAAUCUGCAAGUUAUUUCCUCUACGUCAUGUAAGAACUUCAACUCUUCUGUGUAUAUUUUUUGCAUUUUAGUCUAAUGAUUGCUUUAUACAAUAGUUUUUGCUUUUCUUUUGUGCUGCAUUAUGUUAAAUUUUGACUGUUUACAGUAUUAAAAAAAAAUCAGACAAAAGGUGUUAAAUUUUAGUAAUAUUUUUUUACUUAAACAUGGCCCUUCUACCAUUAUGUAUUUUUCCAUCUUUUCCAAAAGUAAUUAAUGGUUGUUAAUUGGUCAUGUACUGUAAAAAAGGAGAUCCACCAGUGUAGAUUCUUAACAAAGCAGUACAUGGUGAUCGAGAGUUAUUGAAAUAUCCUGUCAGAACCUAUAUGAAAGUUCAGCCACGGCAAAGCAGUCCUCAUACUAACUGUUACUGACAAGGGACAUGAUAAGUCUUUAGCAGAAGAUUUGAUAUGAUAUUAGUGAGCAGUUCAGAUAGUAACGAUCUGCACACACAGAGGACGGGUGGGAGGGGGCUUGUCUCAAGCAUUUUUGAAAGACGCAAAGUCUUUUGAAAUGGUAGAGUAUUACUGUAAGAGAGACAUGACACAUUUCUUCACGUAUGAAUGUUAUGGAGUAUAAUAUUCUGAUCUCUCAUUUUAAAUGUAGGAUCCACAUCAGACACCAAAAGCCCUUCUAGCAAGAAUGAACCUAUUAGUUUUGGACAAAUAAAUUGUUGCGAGACCUCUUAGCAAGUACAAAUCAGACCUUUUUGUUCAAGAGUAAUGUUUACGAAAUUUGUGCGAGGGAUAUGAAUUAGUGACGGUUGAUAUUGGCCUGAAAGGUUGGGAAUGGGUAUUCCAUCUUCCCACGUUAUUUGUCAUAGUUACUGGAGUUCUUACUGGUUUGUGGGACAAUGCGAGGAGAUUAUGUUGUUCAAUGGACUCCCUCUUUUAGACAGCAGGUGUCAAUGGAUUCAUAGCAUUCUAAAACGAUGCAUGUUCAUUGAGUGAAAACAUCAACAUAGGUAACUUUUUCCAACUUUAACCAAAAAAUCCGCUACCCAAGUUAAGAGGUUUGAUAAUUCCUACGACGAAUUAUCUCACAGUUUUAUUUAUUGAGCCACACUCACUAAACCCGACUCGCUGUGGAAGCGGAAGUGACUGAAUUUGACUACAUCAUGAAUGUUAAUUGACGAUAAUAUCAAUAAGAUCAAGGAAUUGCAGUAUACCUCUCUCAUCAGGAAGCUCCUCUAAAGACGCAUUUUCAAACUCAUUCACCAACCUAACGAUCUCUAUCAUGUAUGAACCAUAUGCAGACACGUUGAAUGGAUGAGGAAGUCGUUUAGCUGCAAAAAUAUACAUCACCCUAGAGAAAGUUGCACCUCAUGAUAUGAAUAUUUAAGGAUUAUCUGAAGAUUAUAAGGGCCUUGGUUGCUUCAAUUUGCUGCCUUUGAUGUGAGGAAUCACCCAUCGACUAAUAGAAAAUUUAAGAUAUUUCGCAACUUCAACAGUUUUGUGAAAGGCUUCUUCCAACGGCACAAUCAUUUGCAUGAACUUAACAAUUGAUAAUUCCUCAUAACCGAUUAACAAACUUUCGUAGCCAUGGCCCAUUGCUGGUCAUCUUGACCACAAAGCAUUAUAGCGUCUUUGAAACGGUUCAUAUACUCUCACAGAAAUAGGUCAGCUUAAAUUCAUCUUUUCUCUACAGAUACUUUUUGCAGUGGGCUGGUAAAUAUUUUCCUUUAAUUUAUAUUUCAUUGUAGCCCACAUUUGGAUGGAAGGUUCUCAUAGAUACUCAAUAUCUCCCUUGACAGAACUGGGUUUUAAUGGAUCUAUUUAGUAUCAUUUUGUGAGAAGGAAACAAUCACCAUCAAAACUUCCGUAUCACACAAAAUUAUCCUCCAAAUGACAACCAAAAACUAUAUUGGUGACUAAUAAAUGCUGAUGAAAAAAAAGUAAAUGCUUAAAUUCACUUGGUGGUGUCAUCAUAUUUUCCGAGAAACACAUUAGGAAAAGGUCUUUGGUAUCCAUAGCUAUAAGGCUGUCGAGGAUAUUUGAAGGGAUACUGAUACAACCCUAUGAUCGAACUGUCCUCUAAAAUCAUCCGCUCACUUCGUUUCCCAUCGUGAUGAAUCCAAUCGUAUCUUUUAGUCAUCCAUUUGCUGCAUUAGCAUCUCUGCAGAUUUUAGGAGAUGGAACAAUCUCCUCAUGCGAGUUUCAAUGAUGUUGACCCCAGAUUGGUGAAAGCACAUUCCCGCCUAGGUUCUCAGUUGGCUGUUUUCCUGGAAGCAAUUGUGACGGACCUUUGAAUGCAUGAUAUUAGGAGAUGGAAGAACUUCCUCAUGUGAGUUUCAAUGAUGUUGACCCGAGAUUGGUGGAAGCAAAUUCCCGCCUAAGUUCUCAGUUGGCUGUUUUCCUGGAAGCAAUUGUGACGGACCUUUGAAUGCCCGUUUUUGUGCUGACUAGAAGUAGUACCGGACUUUCAUGGUCCCAGAAAAAGGAAAAAAAAAAUCUGGUGUGGUCGUUUGUGACGCAGCACGCCAUAUUUGUGUGGGAAGGAAAAUAAGGACUGCUUUUGGCUGAGAGACUUAACACGUUGCCCAAGUCAUUGAGGAUGAAUAUGGUACUUGCUUCCUGCCUAUUAUGGAUUAUCUGGAAGAUGCUCUGGUGCCGCUGGAAAUCUGGUGAUUUCUUUUGUUUUGCAGUACACAGUGAGGGGGAGAGUAGUACAGUGAGCCUUUUGUAGUUAAGUGGAGAAGGAUGAUUGCAUUGCUCUUUUAAUCUUUUGUUCCCUUUUCUUUGUCAAUCUUCUCUGGUUUUCAUUGUCUUUUUAUAAUACGUUGCGAAACUACCUCAUCCAGAAAAGGAGAAACAUUUAGAAUUAUUCUGCACCAAAUAUUAGCGAUGAUUAUGAAAUCAGGCCUAUGACAUUUACUUUUUCUAUUGUCCCCAGAAUGAAGCUCAUAAAAGAUUAAACAUCCCAGUUUCUGAGUUUCACAACCAAUUUGUGGCAUUAAUCAUGAUUUUGCUCGUUGACUUUGCUAAAUUGAGUUCCUUUGAAAACGUUCUGCAAAGUCCUUAUGUCGGUCGGUUUCCAGGUGAAUUCAGAUGCAGAUAAAAGGAAUCCAGCUUGCUCAUCGGAUCUGAUAUGUAAUGCACACCUGCCUAGAGCACUUGAUCCACAUUCUGUGCCGUGUGAAGAGCUUGGUGCAUCUCUAGGGUUCGUCCUUCUCUACUCCUGUUGUUGUAUACUUUUUCCACGUAUCUCGAUCAUAUGCUGGUGUAUUAUCGGAAUUCUUCAGGCUUCUUUCCAAUGCUAAUAAUGGCAGGUACAUGGUCCAACUUCUGAACUUGGUCAUCCCAAUCUUGGCUGCUCCUGCACUCCAUAAUUCUGGUUUUGCGGUGAGUUUUGUGGGUCUUCUCAAUAUAGCUCUCUGAAGGGCUACUUACAGUGGCCUCCAUAUGGUGCUGGGUCUGUUUGGUCAGUUCUGUUUGAUCUUACAUGAGUUUCUUCUUUCAGGGCUCAUGCUCACGUAUAUGGCAGAAACAGACAUAUUGGGAUGCCCGCCCCUCUUCACAAAGGUAAACGCUGGCCAACAUAAAUUUUCAAUGGUCAAAUCAUUUAUUUAUUUUUUUUAUUUUUUAAAUAUCAUCAGCAAGACUUGUUCAUCUACAUAUCUCAUGCAGCAAUGAGUACCCGCUCUUCAUUCCUCGCCAAAGUUUCUGCUCAUCCACUGGAGAAGAAAACUCAUGGAAUGAUAAGAGUGCGAGUAAUUUUGGGGUCACAUCAGUGGAGUCCGUAAAGAAGCCUUCCUUGGAUGCGGCAGGGAGCGUCAGUUUCAACUAUUCUUGUGCUUCUCUGCACAGCGUUGAGACCCACAAGGACCUGCAGAAAGGGAUAUCACUCCUGAAGAAAAGUGUCUCCAAUGUUACCGCAUAUUGCUAUAAUUCGCUGGGUCUGGAUAUACCCUCUGAAGCAUCCACUUUUGAGGCGUUUGGGAAGUUGUUGGUCACUCUUUCUUCUUCAAAGGAGGUCCGAUCAGCUUUCUCUGUGAAGAUGGCAUGCUCAAGGUAGAUAUACUUUCCCCAAGUUAGGUGCUAUUAAUCGUCCAGUUUCCCAUAUCCAGUUGAAUCCUGGAAUGCAUGGAUAAAGAGGGAAAGUUCGAGUUCAAUACAAAGAAUUAUAACUUUAUUUUUAUUUUUUCCUAUCGCCAACAGUUGUAGUGAACAUGAUUCCAGACAUGGGUGACAACUUUGAAUGCUUCUCUAUGAUUUUAUUUCCUGUAUGCAUGCUCUUAGUGUAAAACUUGAGCUGAUGAGCUCCUAUGCCAAUUAAAACACACCUAGAUGUUGGAUGAUGAUGAACAGAUUUCUUUCCCAGAAGUUCAUGAUCAUGCCUUUUUUUAUGCACAGAAACCCACCUAGAUGAUUUAUUUUUUUUCCUGUAAGGCAAUAACAUUCGGUAUGCUUCCAUUCCAGAUCUGGUAAGCAAGCACCACAGUUGAAUAAAUCCGUGUGGCAUGUAAAUUCUGUGGCAUCAACCGGCAGCCUGGCAGACAGCACACAACUACAGGUGAAGUCUCUCCUCUUAAGAUCCAUAAUUCUCCUCACGUCAUUAGCAAGCUUCUAUGCACACACACGCAUAUAUGCAUAGAUAUAUAUAUAUAUAUGAUUUUUCUUCCCCUCCUUGCUUGUUGUUCAUCUAACUUGGCAGAGACGGCGCCGAAGUGUUCCUCACCCUGAUCUCUCGGAUUCGGCAGCUGCCAGCUUCUUCUUCACCACUGAGGCGGCUGAACCUGGAAAGCCCGACAGCCUCGUUGAAGGGUGGGACAUCGUGGAGCACCCAACCUUUCCCCCUCCACCAUCGCAGUCUGAGGACAUCGAGCAUUGGACUCGAGCCAUGAUCAUCGACGCCACAAAGAAGUAG
Messenger RNA from Spirodela intermedia, 10225 nucleotides. Lineage: Eukaryota; Viridiplantae; Streptophyta; Magnoliopsida; Alismatales; Araceae. The record is from the annotation of a GenBank genome assembly.